Molecule: messenger RNA, 1149 nt
Organism: Caenorhabditis bovis
Lineage: Eukaryota; Metazoa; Nematoda; Chromadorea; Rhabditida; Rhabditidae
Source: the annotation of a GenBank genome assembly
AUGCGGAAUUUUCGGAUUCUGCGGCCGUUGUUCGGAUGGUUCUUCGGCAUCUCCAUACUGCUCACGUCCCUAUUUGGCAACUAUGUCAUUUGUCUAUUUCUGUUCAUUUUGCUGUUUGGAAAACACAAAAUGUGGAGGCACAUGAUGGAUCGAGCGAUUUCCUAUUGGAUGAUGAUACCAGUGGGACUUCUUGAAUAUUUUAUGGGUGUUCGCGUGCGCGUCAGCGGCGACGAGAUUGAAUACGGACAUCCUGCACUAUUUAUUAUGAAUCAUCGGACUAGACUCGAUUGGAUGUAUAUGUGGUGUGCUUUGUAUCAAAUCAAUCCGUGGCUAAUCACAUCGAAUAAGAUUUCACUGAAAGCGCAACUUAAGAAAUUGCCAGGAGCCGGUUUUGGCAUGGCCGCUGCGCAAUUUGUUUUUCUCGAGAGAAACGCCGAAGUGGAUCGAAAAUCGUUUGAUGAUGCCAUUGAUUAUUUUAAAGGGGUCGGUAAAGAUUAUCAGAUUUUAUUGUUUCCUGAAGGAACCGACAAAUCCGAAUGGACAACGCUUAAAAGUCGAGAAUUUGCGAAAAAGAAUGGUCUUCGAAAUUUGGAAUAUGUCCUUUAUCCAAGAGUUACAGGGUUUUUGCAUUUGGUUAAUAAAAUGCGCAAAGAAAGGUACAUUGACUAUAUUUAUGACAUAACGAUAGCUUAUCCUUAUAAUAUUGUGCAAUCUGAAGUAGAUUUGGUUGUUAAAGGCGCUUCUCCUAGAGAGGUCCAUUUUCUUAUUAGAAAAAUUCCAAUAUCUCAAGUCCCACUUAACGAAGUAGAUGUGACAAAUUGGCUGAAUGAGCGGUGGUUUAUUAAAGAAAAUAUUUUACAUCAAUUUUAUUCUGAAGAGCAGCCAAUCAAUCGUCAAUUUCCUAUCGAACGCGGUGAUGGACUUUGGAAAAGUUGGAAAGAGCCUCGACUUCAUCAUUAUGUUAAAUUAUUUUCGCUGCUUUUCUGGUUCAUUGUAAUUUCGGCUUGCUUAUAUCAUGUCACUUUUGUGAAAACACUGCAGAUUGGCUAUUUUUAUUCGUUAAUCGCUUCGAUAAUUCUCAAUUGUGUUUACGGUGGAAUCGACAAGUUCGUGAUAUCGAAAUGGCAAAAUUCUGUAGCAAAUUCUUGA